This is a messenger RNA of Mya arenaria, 819 nucleotides long. RefSeq names its product cadherin-23-like. Gene Ontology annotation, biological process: homophilic cell-cell adhesion. The transcript is spliced from 5 exons. NCBI's taxonomy places the organism in Eukaryota, Metazoa, Mollusca, Bivalvia, Myida, Myidae. The record is from RefSeq and is a predicted model, not a curated record. Gene Ontology annotation, molecular function: calcium ion binding. Gene Ontology annotation, cellular component: membrane. Bases 49 to 819 code for a protein of 256 amino acids.
UUCUACAGACAGUGUUAUUUCCGACUACGGAACAAUAGAAAAGCAAGGAUGGAUUUUGGAUAUGUUUUUAUUUGUCUGCUUGGCGUUCAUUCCCUUAUCCAGAGUUCUGAUGCCCAAGUCACAGAAUGGACGGCCCCUGCAAGUAUCACAGGACCUACAGGGUCGGCUAACGCCACAGCCAUAGCAGAAAAUGUUGCACCAGGAGCAAUUCUCUUUAAUGCAACAGCAACAUCAGUAGCAGCUGUUACGUACUCCUUGACUGACAACGCUGGAGGAAAAGGGUCGAUCAAUUCUACAAAUGGUACUGUGACUCUUGCGAAGGGACAAGCUAUUGAUUAUGAAACGACUUCUUCACUGAAGUUUGUUGUUGUAGCUACAGCCAAAAACAGUGCUAAUGGAACAGCAACCAUCACUUUGCCAAUCACUGACGUUAACGAUGUACCACCAACCUUCUCGCCAGCCACGAAUACCGCUUGUAUCAACGACAACUCUGCAGCAGGUACGACACUUGGGACCUAUACUGCGACUGACCCGGAUACUGGAAAUAUUAUCACAUACACCAUUGCUUCCGGAAACACCAACAACGACUUCGCAGUCGCCGGAACAACAGGCGUUAUAACUGUAGCAACUGGCAAAACAAUUUCCAAGGCUACCACCGCCACAUACGCACUGGAAGUUAAAGCGGUCGACAAUGCCGCGACACCUUUUACGGGAUCGACAACAGUAUCGGUAACCGUUGGAGGAUGUAGCGGCACCGGAGCGUUAAUGGCACUCUUGUCGUUGAUGUCUGUAGCAAUGAUUGCUACACAACUUCUUUAG